AUUCAUAUGACUCAGAAUCAGAAUAAACGUCCCAGUCCAGUAGUGUAGUGUAUUGUUAGCAAGCGUAGUGCAAUGAUGAAAUUUAACAUCACCGCGAUCGUCUCGUUUUGAGUUCGGUCAGCUCGUAAGCCUUGCCUGAUCAAGCGAUUAACUGUUUGUGCAUUCUGUGUGUUUUUUUUUUUACUCCAUGUGCUGCUUGGAGUCCGUCGACUGAUAAUAACAAGUGUUGAUAGUGAUGCGCUGAUAAGCUGCUGCAAGAGUUCUGUCGAUUGUCCAAAAAAAAACGCAGCGCUAUGUUUUAGUAAGAAGGUAGUUGCCGUGCCAGUCACACGCUUUAUUUCGGUUGAUAAGCUUAACAAUAUUGGAAUUUUUAUUGCCAAAAGGAAGUGUUUUUGUGUGUUAUAUAAUUUCCUGUGCGGUAGCUUUUGUGUGAUAACAAUAGCAGAGGUCCCCGUGAGGCAACCACCAAGCAAUCAAUAUCUAGUGUAUAGAUAAAUAAGUGUUGUACUGUGUGUAAGAAUAAGUGUAUUGUUUGUGGGGGCAAUGAAGUAGCUGUUGCACUUUCGAGUGUAAACUCCACCAAAACCGGUUUCCGCAUCAAUGUGCCUUGAACUAGGUCGCAUGAUUUAAUGAUCGCCAAUUAGACUUAGCAGCCACACUACGCUUCAAGGUUCCAGUCCCCGUGAUUAAUCAAAAUACAACCGCUGAGGCAACCAAAGACGUGUCACAAGAAUGUCUCACGAAAACGAAGAAAACAAGGUGCGAUACCGAAGAACACAGAGCGUUACGCGGGCCGAAGAGAUUACAAAAAAAGAAUCGAAACAACGAAGAUCACAACCGGAUAAACCAUGCCAUCAACCGCGGGACUCGCUAUUCUCCUGGAGCUCCGGGUUCAACAAUUUCACCGGUCUGGUCAAUUGGGGUUUUCUGCUGCUCACGAUGGGAGGUUUCCGUCUGGUGCUCGAAAACUUUAUCAAAUACGGCAUUCGGGUCGAUCCGGUACAGUGGUUCGUGGUUCUGACGGGUAGGAACGAAGGCGAGGGCCAUCCGUCGUUGCUGUUGAUUUUUUAUUCGAUAGUUCCUAUAUUGAUAUGUUUGAUAGUGGAAAAAGGCCUCGCAGCUGAUAUACUGAUGGAAAGUGCCGGCAUGAUAGUACACGUGAUUAACAUCGUGGUACUAGUGCUGAUACCGAUGGUUGUGAUACACGUCAAAGGGCAAACUUUCAGUCUGGUUGGUGCCAUGACAGUCUGUUUCAUCUAUUGUAUUCUAUUUCUGAAAAUGUGGAGCUACGUUCAGGUCAAUCUGUGGUGCCGAACGCGGUACAAACAUCGACGCAGUCGAUCAGGUCGUCGUCAAAGUAUUUCAAUUGCACAACUUCAAAACGAGCGCGAACAUGAGCAAGAACGCACCAGCAACGGAAACGGAACAAUACCAAACAAGGAAAAAGACGCUGUACCGAAACUGGUACAUUACCCGGACAACCUGCACCUGAAGGACUUCUUCUACUUCCUUUUGGCACCGACUCUUUGCUAUGAGCUAAACUUCCCUCGUACCUCCCGAAUCCGUAAACGCUUUCUGAUUAAACGCAUCCUUGAGGUGGUCAUCGGUGUGCACAUCGUGAUGGGUCUCUUCCAGCAGUGGAUGAUUCCCUCUGUUCGGAACUCGUUAGUUCCGUUCUCCAAUAUGGAUCUAACGAAAACCGCCGAGCGGUUGUUGAAAUUGGCGAUUCCAAACCAUCUUAUGUGGUUAUGCUUCUUCUACCUGACGUUUCACUCGUUUCUAAAUUUGAUGGGUGAAUUACUUCAUUUUUCCGACCGAAAUUUCUACAGUGACUGGUGGAACGCUAACAAUAUUGACACCUUUUGGAGGAGCUGGAACAUGCCCGUACACAAAUGGUGCGUCCGACAUCUGUACAUCCCGGUGGUGGAGCUGGGUUAUUCGAAAAUUUCCGCUUCGGUGAUCGUGUUCUUCAUCAGUGCCUUCUUCCACGAGUACCUCGUCAGUGUGCCGCUGAAAACGUUCAAAAUCUGGGCCUUCAUGGGCAUGAUGGCCCAGAUACCGCUCUCUACCGUAUCCAAGUUUAUGGAAGUCAACUACGGACACCGGUGGGGUAACAUAGUCGUGUGGACGUCUAUCAUCCUUGGUCAACCGCUUGCCAUCAUGAUGUACUAUCACGAUUACAUGAUCACCAAUUACAGUGAUGUUGUUGCGUAGUCUGUGCGUGCUUUACAGGCCCGCACUUAUCGUGGCAACUCUUUGCCGAAAUUACCUGAUCGCAUAUUGAGUUGUGGAAAACACCCACACAUCACAGUUAAAACUACCUAAAACAAUCAAAGAGCAUCACGUGUCUUUCAUGCCAUACAUCAUAUGUUAUGUUAUACAUUUGAUAAAAGAUAAGCAAUUUUCUGCAUGAUUUCUACUUUUUGAAUAUAGUGUUUUUUGUGGAAAAUGGUUA
Messenger RNA from Wyeomyia smithii (pitcher-plant mosquito), 2455 nucleotides. RefSeq names its product diacylglycerol O-acyltransferase 1 (gene mdy). Gene Ontology annotation, biological process: triglyceride biosynthetic process. The transcript is spliced from 9 exons. The coding region runs from base 733 to 2214 and encodes 493 amino acids. The record is from RefSeq and is a predicted model, not a curated record. Gene Ontology annotation, molecular function: diacylglycerol O-acyltransferase activity. Gene Ontology annotation, cellular component: endoplasmic reticulum membrane. Lineage: Eukaryota; Metazoa; Arthropoda; Insecta; Diptera; Culicidae.